This is a messenger RNA of Carya illinoinensis, 1877 nucleotides long. RefSeq lists its product as uncharacterized. NCBI's taxonomy places the organism in Eukaryota, Viridiplantae, Streptophyta, Magnoliopsida, Fagales, Juglandaceae. The coding region runs from base 106 to 1560 and encodes 484 amino acids. The transcript has 12 exons. The record is from RefSeq and is a predicted model, not a curated record.
GGCAUUAAAGUUUGCCACGCUGCAUGCCAUUUGACCCAUUACUCUAGGCUUGAGAGAGCGAUACGGAGAGAAGCGACCAACUUUUCGAAUCUCGAUCGGUGGCCCAUGGCAGCAGUAGCGGCUAGCUGCUGCAAGCCUUCUUCAUUUUUGGGGCAAUUCCACUCAUCUUCCAGCCAUCAUCCAGACAAUAAGAGGAUUGAUUUGCAGGGGAAAUCACAAUGUACACAAAUAUCAGGGACUUCAGUUCCGGUUCCUAGAAUUACUGCACUAUUUUGGGGAUCGAGGAAGUCCACAACACCACAAGAGGUGGGCUUGUCGCUUGGGGAUUUCACUUUGACAGGGUCAACCUCCAAGGACAUUUCGGCAAAUGAGGUGAAACCUAAAAAGAUAUCACUUUCAGUUGUUUCUUCAAUCUUAGAGGUUUCAGCCAAUGAUUGGGAUGCUUGCACUUUGGAUGCCACCUCCCCUGAAAAAUACAAUCCUUUUCUUACUCAUGCUUUUCUUUCAAGCUUGGAGGAGUCUGGCUGUGCAGUAAAGGAGACAGGAUGGAUGCCACGCCAUAUGAUUGCAAAGGAUGAAUGUGAAAAUAUUUUAGGUGUUGUUCCACUCUAUCUUAAAAGCCAUUCCUAUGGUGAAUUUGUUUUUGAUCAUUCUUGGGCUGAUGCAUACUACAGUUUUGGGGCAAAAUAUUAUCCAAAGUUGCAAUGUUGUGUACCUUUUACUCCUGUAACUGGUCCAAGAAUUUUAAUUCGUAAUACCUCUUUCAAAGAUCAAGUUUUUGAUGUUUUGGUCUCUGCUCUGAAGGAUCUGACAGCUAAGUCUCAGCUUUCAUCACUGCAUAUCACCUUCCCAUCUGAAAUUGAGUGCCAAAAACUGAGGGGAAAAGGUUUUCUGCAGAGGAUCGGAAUGCAGUAUCACUGGAAAAAUCGCAACUAUAAGAAUUUUGAUGAGUUUCUGAUGGACAUGAAACAAAGUAAGAGGAAAAAUAUUCGACAAGAACGCAAAAAGAUUUCUGUGCAAAACUUGACCAUGAAACGGCUUAGGGGUUACGAGAUAAAGGCAAAGCACUGGGAUACUUUUUAUAAAUUUUACAGGAACACCACCAAUAACAAGUGGGGUAGUCCUUAUCUAACAAGGGAUUUUUUCCACCACAUGGGAUCAAAGAUGGGGGAUCAGGUACUACUUGUUGUUGCUGAAGAAGGGGAAGAACUUGUUGCCGGUGCUCUUAAUCUUAUUGGAGGAGAUACUUUAUUUGGGCGGCUAUGGGGAUGCCAGCCUCGAGCUUACUAUCCAAGUUUGCAUUUUGAAGCAUGCUAUUACCAGGCUAUAGAAGCAGCUAUUGAACUUGGUCUGAACACAGUCGAGGCAGGAGCUCAGGGUGAUCACAAAAUUCAGCGGGGUUAUCUACCUGUUACAACUUAUAGCUGCCAUUACCUUAUGGAUGAAGGUUUCAGAAAGGCCAUAGAGGACUUUCUAGUGCGUGAAUCAAGUCAGGUUAGGCUUGUCAUGAAACUAUUACAUGAUUCUGGUCCCUAUAAGGAAGGUAUACAACAGACAUAAGAAAACAAAGCCCCAACUUAAACGGGAAUCAACACAUUUCUUGGUACUUGGCGUGUGAAUGUAUGCCCCUUUCGUCUUCACAUAGUUAUCCAAUUAUGCAAUUUUUCGUCGAGGUUCUGUGAGUAAUUUAUGUCCCAGCUUAAUUUAUAUUGUUGUGACCAUAUAUUUGUCUAGGUAAUUAGCUAUCUGGGAUUUGCUGGCUCUGCACUUAUGUGAACAUGUAAAUCGUAUCCUGAUAUCUUUUAAGAGCUCCGGUAAAUAUUCCGAAUAAAUUCCUCUCUAUAGAUGCCUCUGGUAUUAUUCAGAAGUUGAGCAUA